This is a messenger RNA of Stomoxys calcitrans (stable fly), 4307 nucleotides long. RefSeq names its product lysophospholipid acyltransferase 6 (gene oys). Gene Ontology annotation, cellular component: membrane. Gene Ontology annotation, biological process: lipid modification. The transcript is spliced from 9 exons. Lineage: Eukaryota; Metazoa; Arthropoda; Insecta; Diptera; Muscidae. Bases 250 to 2250 code for a protein of 666 amino acids. Gene Ontology annotation, molecular function: acyltransferase activity. The record is from RefSeq and is a predicted model, not a curated record.
AAUCAAUUCUUCGUCAAUAAACAAAAGGAACAGAACAGUUUGUGUUUUAUUUUUGUUAUUUUUAUUAUGUAAUAAGUACAGAAAAACUAUAACUAUUAAGUAUUGAAGUGAAGACAUAGAAAAUAAUUUAUCGUGCUUGGCUUCCAAAUGAUCAAAGUCCAGAAAAAAUAGACAAAAAUAAAAAUAUACCAAAGUGCGUGUUUUCGAAAAACAAAGGCAGCACCUAAAACAGCGACAAUACACACAGAUAUGUUGGAGCCCAACAUGAUUGAGAGCGACGACAGCAUGAAUAAUUACGGCGGCAGUCGAGCAUUUACCUGGUUGGCUGAUCUAAGCGGUCUAUCUGUCGACUUGGUCAACUUUUUAAUAUGCCAAAUAUCAGCCAUCUUCCUAGCAUCACUGUACCGAUCUGUGUUGCAUCCUUCCAAGGUAUCUUCCCAAAUACGGCACAUCGUAGCACUGGGCAUUGGUUUAGUAUUCGGCUACUUUUGCUUUGGAAUGCAAGCGAUACACAUAGCCGGUCUCCCCGCAGCAUGCUACGUUGCCAUACGCACACAAAGUCCAAAAUUUGUACAAAGAACCGUUAUGGUCGUAGCCAUGUCUUAUUUAUUAUCCAUACAUGUGAUACGACAAAUUUAUGAUGACGGAUCAUGCACAUUGGAUGUAACAGGCCCUUUGAUGAUCAUUACCCAAAAAGUUACUAGCCUGGCUUUCAGCAUACACGAUGGAUUUGUGCGACAAACUAAGGACUUGACAAAGGCUCAACAAUACCAUGCCGUUAGCAAAGUUCCCACUGCAUUGGAGUAUUUUUCGUAUGUUUUGCAUUUCCAAGGUUUGAUGGCUGGCCCAUUGGUUUUCUAUAAAGACUACAUCGAUUUUAUUGAAGGCUAUAACCUUCUUAAGCGACCAGCUGUAAAUGCGUCAGCGGAUCGCGCCAAAUCUGAUGUGGUUUUGGAACCUUCACCCGUCAAAACUGUGGUGAAAAAGGUUAUUGGCAGCUUUAUUUGCGCCUUUAUUUUCAUGAAGUUCGUUAAAAUGUACCCAAUAAAAAGUAUGAAGGAUGACGAUUUCGUAGAAAACACCUCGAUCUUGUACAAAAUUUGGUAUGCCAUGAUGGCAACUACCACCACACGAUUCAAGUACUAUCAUGCCUGGCUGCUAGCAGAUGCUAUUGCUAAUAACUCAGGAUUGGGCUUCACCGGCUACGAUAAGGAUGGCAAUGCUAAUUGGGAUCUCAUUUCGAACAUAAAUGUUUUUGGUUUUGAGUUUGCCACCAAUAUUCGUGAUGCUAUUAAUAAUUGGAAUUGCGGAACAAAUAGAUGGCUACGCACCAUUGUCUACGAACGUGUUCCCAAGCAGUACGGAACCAUGUUGACUUUUGCUCUAAGCGCUGUCUGGCACGGCUUCUACCCGGGAUACUAUUUGACUUUUGCAACUGGCGCGUUGAUGGUGACCUCGGCUCGCAUGGCCCGGCGCAUGUUUCGCUUCCGUUUCCAACAAACACGAAUGACAAGAAUGUUGUACGAUGUCGCAACAUGCCUUUCAACGCGCGUCGUAAUGGGCUACACCACAUUCCCGUUUGUUCUGCUUGAAUUCAUGGGCAGUAUUAAAUUGUACCUGAAAUUUUAUUUGUGCCUUCACAUUGUUGCACUUACAACUAUUUACGUUUUACCCAAAUUUAUACGUGGCGAAAAGCGAUCCUCCAGCCAUCUUCAAAAUUCUUCGAAUGCUCCAAAUAAGGCCGCGGAAAAGCAUAGCUCAUGCAGCGAGGACCGACAUAUCACCAGUUCUUUGGAAAAAGAAAACACAGUACUCGAAACUACAUCCAACUCCCAGCUAGGACAUAAGGGCUUGGUGCACGAGACCAUUAAAGCUGCAGAAAAACUACCCAUAGUUGCUUCGGCUAGAGAGGCCGUCACUGUUCCUCACGAUCAGUGCGAAAUGGACCAGCUGUCCAGUAAACUUAUGGAAAAGAUCGAAGCUGAGACCAAAAAUAUUGAGGAAUUUAUCGACAAGACUGUCACCGAAACGGUAACUGGAAUAGUUGAGUUCAAGAACGAUCUAAUGCGCGACUGUGUGCCCAAUACUCUGCGCAAACGUACCUCCUUAGCCACCACGAUGAGCGAUGUUGUAGCCGGUGCCACUGGCAAGCCGCAAACGGAUGAAAGUGCUGCAUUCUUGAAAAAAGAAAUAGAAGUGAUAAAUGCCAACGUUUUGCCUGCCGUCCUAAGUAACGGCCAUGCGAAAUAGUAACUGUAGGGUAGAUCAAUGGCUUUUGCCUCCAUAAAAGCAACAUCAACAACCACAACCGCCGCAGCAAGGUCAAUAGGCCAACUUCUAAAACACAACUAUCGUCCUAUUGAAAUUAACUAUUAAACGGCUCUUGACGCCGACAUCGUAACUUAAUGGAUAAAUCGAGAAAAAAAAUGAGUGACAAAUCGGAAAUGAAAGUUUUUUUGCAUACAUAACAAGAACUUGCCUCCGUCUUGCUGAUGAAUGCCAAGUAUGCGCGAAACUAUGCAACACGAAACACUCAUCGCUUACUCACCACCAACUCCCCACCCUCUUCACAUACACCACGCACAUUUAUGGCACAUGUUUAAUAACCGCACACGCACACGUUUAGAAAGAAGGACAAACACGAGGGAAAAACUGUUCCUAUUUAUACAAGAUCAUUUUUUAUAUAUCCCAAUAAUUUACCCCCUUUCCCCCACCACCCAAAAACUCAUAUAUCGACUAAUCACUUUUGUGUAUUAACUAUUUAAUCAAAAUGUCUAAUCAAGUCUUUAUGUUAACCACUUCAUCAUAUUAUUUUGAUUAUUACCCAAUAUUAUUAUGAUUUUUUUUAUUAAACUGUAUUUUACGACUAGCAAGUUUUGCUUGCAAUAACAUUAAGUAUCAGACAUCAAAAUAUAUACUCCAUAUUAAACAAAAAACAAAAAAAGAAACAAACAAAAAUCACUAUGUGUACACAAUUACAAAACCACCCACCCACACACCCAUCCACCCACUCACUACACGCGCACCCACAACAACUCCCUUUGGGAAGGAAUCCGGGGGUUUAUUGUACUACGCCUUGAAUACUGCACAGAUUACAUAUCGGACAAAAUGUCCCAAGAUUGGAAUUACUCCUACAAAUAUAUGUACAUAUUUACUUGAGUUUUGCUUGCGCAUUGCCACCCACCCACACAGUGUGUGUCGGCAAUAUGUUUUCUUUUUCUUGAACACCACAACUGGGAAGCAACGUCAAGAAGAAAUGCGAAUCAUUCAAAAGAAGAAAGCCUUUUCGUUGAAGAAAAUUGGUAGAUACGUACGUACAUCCCCCCCUCUAACCCGAUAUAAAACUUUGAAAACUAUUGUUUGAAUGUUAAUUGUACAUAAGUAUGGGAAAAGUAAAACUAUUUAUUUUAUAAAAACAAAAAAAAAAAAACCACAACAACAAAAAAAAAAGAACAGAAUGAGAAGCAUUUUGCAAACUCUAAUUGAAUGAUCGAUGUUGACAUCACACAAUUGAUUUUACACCUACCAUUAGUUGAUGCGGAAAAAGCAUCCCCAAACAAAACCAAACCCAUUUUCUAAUUUGUAAUUAAUUGUGAAAAAACGAAAAAAUCAAACAAAACACUAAAAUUGUACAUUUCCAGAUGGAAUCUGUUUGAAAUUUCAUAUUUUGUAGGUCUUCCACCCACGUUUAUAUUAUACCAUAUUGUAAUAUUGUAAAUGAAUAUUUUGUUUCUUACGGCUGAUAUCCAAAAGAAACUGCUUGUGUGAGGUGUUUCGCUACACAACUUUUAUUGCAACUGACGUCUUAUCCAAUCGAUGCAUCACCGUUUUUUACAAACACUCAUUCAAAUUUCUUCCACUUUUACGCCCUCCUAAUCUAUGGGAAUGUAUUUUAGUAUCGUAACAUUAAUGCCCACCAAUUCAGAACACUAACUAUUGUAGUUCGUCAAUUACCCCCUUUGGGGUAAUUAACGUAUAAAGAUUAUAUAUGUAUAUGUAUAUGUAUAUGUAUGUAUGUAUAUUUUGUUUUUAUUUUGGACCUAUGUAUGCUUUUUUGCAAACAAUAUGUAAAACUAUGGACAAAGUUGAAGAACCGGAAACCUAAUAUAGCAGCCAAUGCUCAUGUGUAAAAAGAAAUCAAUAAAAUCAAGUACAUCAUGCAUCAUAAUCUUGUAAAAUAAUGAAAUAAAUUCUUAAGAAAUUGAAACAAAAAACAAAAACAAAGUCAAAAGUCUUAAAUCAAGGAAAUGGAGCCACUGAAAUUUUUGUGAAGUGUAAAAAUAAAAUGACAUUUUAAAUGGAUGAAA